This is a messenger RNA of Syngnathus typhle (broad-nosed pipefish), 916 nucleotides long. Its product is annotated as granzyme A-like. Lineage: Eukaryota; Metazoa; Chordata; Actinopteri; Syngnathiformes; Syngnathidae. Gene Ontology annotation, molecular function: serine-type endopeptidase activity. Bases 20 to 889 code for a protein of 289 amino acids. The record is from RefSeq and is a predicted model, not a curated record. Gene Ontology annotation, biological process: proteolysis. The transcript is spliced from 5 exons.
CAAAGCAACAACGUGAGGGAUGUGGCCGGCCGUUUGUCUGACUCAUCUUUUUGCAUCCCGCACAAGUAUAAGAGGUGCGAACCAAGGUGGGCUUAACGCAGAAGACAAAAUGUUCUCGCUCGGCUUUCUGUCUACCGUGGCUCUUCUCUGGGUCACGCCGAGCCGUGCAGCAGAGAUCGUCGGCGGCAAAGAAGUGAAGCCCCACUCGCUGCCGUACAUGGCGCUGCUGGUGAGCUCGAAACCCUACUGUGGGGGUGUUCUCAUCCAUCCCCAAUGGGUUCUCACCGCUGCCCAUUGUAAUGAAACAAAGAGCGUGUGGCUGGGUGUACACGCCAUCGACAAAAGUGAGACGGCAUAUCGGCAAAUAAGAAACGUCCAAAUCAAGGUUCCUCAUCCCCGCUAUGAUCGCAAGACAAAGGUCAAUGACCUCAUGCUGCUCAAGCUGGAUAAACCUGUGAAGAAGACCAAGACGGUGAGGAGUUUCAAGGUGCCCAAGAAGGCCAAAGACCCCAAGGCCGGCAGUCGCUGCACGGUGGCCGGUUGGGGCUGGCUGAGCGCCGAGACCAAGAGAAUGUCCAACGUCCUCAUGUCCGCGGCCGUGACCGUGAUUGACAGAAGGACGUGCAACUCUGCCGACUAUUACAACAGAAGGCCGGUCAUCACGGGGGGCAUGAUAUGCGCCGGCUCCAAGGGUCAAAAGGUGGCCGGCACCUGCAAGGGAGACUCGGGAGGGCCGCUGGUGUGCAAAGGAGACCUGGUAGGGAUUACGGCGUUCGGAUCCAUGCCGUGCGGCCUCUUGAAGGGACCCGGAGUCUACAGCUUUCUCUCUGCCGAGCACCUAAAAUGGAUCGGACAAAGCAUAGGUGGAAAUGAAAUGCAACAUCCCUGAGCGUUUCAAUAAAAAUGACAAGACCCA